Molecule: messenger RNA, 1021 nt
Organism: Engraulis encrasicolus (European anchovy)
Lineage: Eukaryota; Metazoa; Chordata; Actinopteri; Clupeiformes; Engraulidae
Gene: ift27
Product: intraflagellar transport 27 homolog (Chlamydomonas)
Exons: 7
Coding region: 160-726 (188 amino acids)
Biological process (GO): vesicle-mediated transport; intraciliary transport
Cellular component (GO): intraciliary transport particle B; sperm flagellum
Molecular function (GO): GTPase activity; GTP binding
Source: RefSeq, a predicted model, not a curated record
UUACUAUGCGACGGAUUGUAUGCUUUUUGCUGCAGCACGAAGCACUGUAUCGAAGGCUAGACGGCGUGUUUGUUUUGAUACGUUUGGAGAGCCCAUGAAGCAAACGCGUUGACUUUAGUGCCUCAGUGCAUUAUUUGUGUUCAUAACUUGUUCGCUGCAAUGGUGAAGUUAAGAGCAAGAUGCGUUCUUGUUGGAGAUGCUGCUGUAGGCAAAAGUGCUCUCUCCCAAAUGCUGAGGAGUGACGGGUCGCAUUUCCAGAAAAUCUAUUCCAUGACAACUGUGGUGGAAGUGCUGACAAAAUGCGUGACCAUCCCAGACACCAGUGACAGUGUGGAGCUGUACAUCUUUGACUCGCCGGGGAGAGAAAUCUUUGCAGAAGCCUGCGAGAAAAUGUGGGGGCAGCCGUCGGUGCUGUGCGUGGUGUUUGACAUCAGCAGCGAGGCGUCCUUUAACAGCUGUGGCCGAUGGCUGGAGCGCGUCAGGGCACAGUGCCAGGGACAACAGGUACCCGGUGUCCUGGUGGGUAAUAAGUCGGACCUGUCGUCCAGGCGGGAGGUGGAGGUGGCGGUGGCCCAGGAGUGGGCUCAGCAGCAGGGCCUGGAGUACUUUGAAACAUCCGUGGUAAAAGAGAUGGAGAACUGUGACGCCCCCUUCGUCUGCCUGGCCCAGGCCUUUCACACACAAUACCAGGAGCAGAUCAAGACCACGGAGAGUCUAGUGACCUGAACACACACACACACACACACACACACACACACACACACACACACACACACACACACACACACACACACACACACACACACACACACACACACACACACACACACACACCAGGUACAGCCUCACUGUAGAUACAUAUUUAUUUUUUUAUAAACACUCAAGAGUUACUACAGUCACUGUCCAGUAUCAUUUUACAGUUACACAUGUCCCCAGUGCACACUUAAUUAUUAUAAACACUCCUUUGAGCAUUCCACAGUAGCUUCCCAAUAAGAAAUGAUAGUUAUAGUUACUGUGUAUU